Messenger RNA from Colletotrichum acutatum, 549 nucleotides. RefSeq lists its product as uncharacterized. The transcript has 4 exons. NCBI's taxonomy places the organism in Eukaryota, Fungi, Ascomycota, Sordariomycetes, Glomerellales, Glomerellaceae. The record is from RefSeq and is a predicted model, not a curated record. The coding region runs from base 197 to 484 and encodes 95 amino acids.
CUUCUUAACGGACAAGUCGCCUUGCUAUCCCUUCAACUGCCAGAGGCGUCAGUGGAUCCGCCUCCAGUCUUUCUACAAUAUCCGCUCUUUCUCGGAAGUAUCCACAGGCGUAUAUGAGCGAGAUAGGACCGGAUAGGCAUUGGCGCCAUCUAGCAGUUGAUGGGAUACUACUAACGAAAUCCAAAGGCUCGCGUGAAUGCAAAGACAUGAGGUCCACGGCGAUUUUGGGGAUUUCGAUUUCGGGUUCGAGCAGCAAUAUGGUUCGACUACGAAAUACAACAUUCGCUGGUUUGGCGCAUGGAAUCCCGCCAUCAGCCUGUUCAAAAACUACCCCAAAGUAGUAGAAUUCACUUCUGUGGACCCCAGAGUCGCCGAGCUGCCAGACCCAAUCUUCUUAGAUGUGCAUUGUCGGGUUGGCGAGAUACUUAAUGAGUUUAAGCUUCAAAGGCUCUCACUUGAGCCGGUUAGUCACAUGAGGUUCUAGCCGAGAGGCUUGGAAGUUGCGUCGAGGAGGAAUAGUGUAUAUAUAUCUCAGCCUCAUGGAUAUAC